GCCUCCGUGAUCGCCGAGGUGUUUGCGCAACUCAUGUUAUCCAAACGAAAGAAGGCUUGUUAUCGGAUCCCGAUGAUGGUGUCUGGCCUUCACAGUUAACUUUUCCUUCUUCAGGCUCGGGACCUGAAAGUCUCAGACGGAGGCGUUGGGCCCGAGCACGGAGCUCUGCAGCAGGACCUUUCGUGUCUGUGGAAGAUCACAGUUCACACACCUACUUGGAGGAGACUCCCCCUGGUCUGCUUCAACUAUUGGACUCCACAGUAGAUCAUUAACCACAUCAGUCUGAGGACUCCUUCCAUAACAUCCUCACAUGGACCAUCAACAACAGAUAAAACAAAAGAAUACCUUGCUCAUUGUCCAAGUACAGGAACCAUUAUAUAAAUAGUUGACUAAAUAAAACAAUAGUGGAUGUCACAAACUGAUUGAUUUUCUUCUCCAAACCCUGUGGCUGUUCUGCAGCACAUGGUAACAACACAGAUUAAAUCAGCCCCGGGGCAGAGAAGUUGACCAUUAACCUCCCCUGCCGAUUGUGAGCAAAUCUCCACUUGUAAGCAGCUGAUUCUGUACUGGAUCCUGUUGCAAAGUUCACUGUCACAGGCAGAAGUCUGUCAAACAGCAGGGGCCUGCUCCCUCCUCUGGAUUUGUCCUCUAUUCCUCCACUUUUGCCAUUUUUUAGGACUAACUCUGGAGUCAUGGCUAAAGCGAAUUAUGGAUACUACCGAGCCACUAUAUUUAUGGCUAUGUUUGUGGGCUACACACUUUACUACUUCAACAGGAAGACUUUCUCCUUUGUGAUGCCUUCUCUCAUGCAAGAAAUUAAGCUGGAUAAGGAUGAUCUGGGCAUGAUCACCAGUAGUCAGUCUUUGGCCUAUGCUAUCAGUAAGUUCAUCAGUGGCGUGCUUUCGGACCAGAUCAGCGCCCGCUGGCUCUUCUCCAUUGGCCUGUGCAUGGUGGGAGGCAUCAAUGUGGUGUUCUCCUGGUCCUCCACUGUCGCUGUCUUCUCUGCCCUGUGGUUUCUCAACGGCCUGGGCCAGGGCCUCGGCUGGCCUCCCUGCGGUAGGGUGCUGCGCAAGUGGUUUGAGCCCUCUCAGUUCGGGACAUGGUGGGCCGUUCUCUCCUGCAGCAUGAAUCUGGCUGGCAGCUUGGGCCCCAUUAUCGCCACUGUGCUGACCGAGAGCUACAGUUGGAGGACGAUACUGUCGGUAUCUGGGAUGAUUUGUGUGGCGGCCUCCUUUUGUUGCCUGCUGCUCAUCAAGAAUGAGCCCAAGGAUGUGGGGUUGCCAAAUGUAGAUACAGGAGCCAAGAAAAGUAAAGGAUCCUCCAGUGAUGAAAGCACCCUGUCUGAGUUCCUGCUGUCACCCUACCUGUGGCUGCUCUCUGUGUCCUACCUGGUGGUGUUCGGGGUGAAGACAGUCUGCACUGACUGGGGCCAGCUGUUUCUCAUUCAGGACAAGGGCCAGUCCACACUUAUGGGUAGCUCAUACAUGAGUGCCCUGGAGGUUGGAGGGCUGUUGGGCAGCCUCGCCGCGGGUUACUUCUCUGACAAGGCGGUGGCCAAACAAGGCAUGAGAAUCUACGGCAAUCCUCGGCAUUUCAUCCUGAUCUGCAUGAUGGCGGGAAUGUUUGUGUCCAUGUACCUGUUCAGAGUCACAGUGACUCCUGACAGCUCAAAGGUGUGGAUCCUCAGCUUGGGUGCUGCUUUUGGUUUCUCCUCUUAUGGACCAAUAGCUUUAUUUGGAGUCAUAGCCAAUGAGAGUGCCCCAUCCAACUACUGUGGGACAUCACAUGCUAUUGUUGCCCUGAUGGCCAACAUUGGUGGCUUCCUGUCGGGCCUACCAUUCAGCACCAUAGCCAAGCACCACGGCUGGGAAACGGCCUUCUGGGUAGCAGAGGUCAUCUGUGGUGUCACCGCUCUUGGAUACUUCCUGCUGCGCAACAUCCGCACCAAGAUGGGUCACGUGUCCAAGAAGGCCGACUAAAACAUCACUAAACCUCAUCCUCUGCACCCAGAGGAAAACUGGGUACUUUGAGCCAUCAUUGUAUUGUCAGGUUUUUCGUACUUGAUUUUUUUUUUUUUAUACCACAGUAUUUUCUCUUCCAGCAGACAGACAUAAAUGAAGCUCUGUUGAGUGCCUUUUCCUCAAAAAUCAGUUUUUAGAGCUUGUCUACAUUCUAUAUUGGAAUCUGUGACUCAAUAAGAUAAUGUAAAUGACUGCAGUCAGUGACUGUUUGUCACUUAAUGUGGCAAAAACACAACUGGAGAAAGUUUUUCCCUCCAAAGGCAACUACGGAUUUCAAUAAGAGCACAACUGGAAUGUAGUUCAGAAACUGGCAUAUUAUACAAUAUCUGUUAACUUUAAUAUUGAAUCAUUAAUGAAAUUACAACACUUACGGUUUUUUUUUUUGUAUAAAGCAAAACAUGAGGUCUUCCUUAUGAAAAACAGUCAAGGCUUGAAUAAAUGAUUUCUUCAGUUUUUUCAGUCACUUU
Messenger RNA from Plectropomus leopardus (leopard coralgrouper), 2488 nucleotides. It is a transcript of the gene slc37a4a, whose product is annotated as solute carrier family 37 member 4a. Gene Ontology annotation, molecular function: glucose 6-phosphate:phosphate antiporter activity. Gene Ontology annotation, cellular component: endoplasmic reticulum membrane. NCBI's taxonomy places the organism in Eukaryota, Metazoa, Chordata, Actinopteri, Perciformes, Serranidae. The record is from RefSeq and is a predicted model, not a curated record. Gene Ontology annotation, biological process: glucose-6-phosphate transport; phosphate ion transmembrane transport.